GGGGCUCAACUGCCAUCAAGGCACCAUGUUGAAUGUCUGAGAGCGACAGAUCUCGUCCUUUCAUUGAGAUGGAUACACUUCCCGCACCCUUAGGCCGCGAACGAUCUCGAGGAAGGUCACGAUCGCGUAUGAGGGAGAGUGCUACUAGACAGGACUAUGUCAUCGGAAUUUGCCUUCUUCUCAUCGUCGUGGUGCUCUGGACAUCGGGCAACUUUGUGACUCAGGGUCUGUUUGAAGACGGAUAUGAGAAACCGUUCCUUGUCACGUAUCUCAAUACUAGUGCAUUUGCACUGUACCUUGUGCCAUAUGCCAUCCGCAUAUCGCUCGAACGAAGACGCAGUAGGCUGCAGCGGGAGCGGAGUUCGGGAGAAGAAUCUGAGCCGUUGGUUGUUAACAUGGAUGCAAGAGAGACGAUGCUGUCCUUGAACAAUCAAGCAUCCGGCGACAUUCCUGCAGCGAAGGACCUAUCUCCUCUGACAGUGCGAGAGACAGCGGAGUUGGCCGUGUUCUUCUGCUUACUAUGGUUCAUCGCGAAUUGGUCCGUCAACGCAUCACUUGAUUACACCAGUGUCGCGAGCGCGACUGUCUUGUCCAGCAUGAGUGGUUUCUUCACACUGGGAAUCGGUCGACUGUUCCGCGUCGAAUCUCUUACUGUCCUCAAGUUCUGUACUGUCGUCACAAGCUUUGGGGGCGUGUUUUUAGUAUCUUGGUCUGACUCAUCGGAGGGCCGUAGUACUGGGCCGCCGGCUCCCUCAGCACCGAUGGCGCCUUCACCGAGCAAUCCCAUCACAACGUUUGCGCUUGCACAGACGUUCGGUGAUGUUCUGGCGUUAUUAUCCGCUCUGUUUUAUGCACUUUACGUGAUCCUCCUCAAAGUACGGAUCAAAUCUGAAUCGCGUAUCGACAUGCAACUGUUCUUUGGAUUUGUCGGCUUGUUCAAUAUCCUCAUGUGCUGGCCCGUCGGCAUCCUAUUGCAUUUUACCGGCGUUGAGCGGUUCGAGCUUCCAUAUACUAGCAGGACGGUGGUCGCUCUUCUCGUCAAUAUGGGCAUAACGCUGUCAAGCGACUAUAUCUAUGUCCUCGCUAUGUUGAAGACGACGCCGCUGGUAGUGACAAUUGGUUUGAGCUUGACCAUGCCUCUGGCUGUCUUGGGAGAUUUCCUCUUGGGGAAGCCUGCGAAGAUGCAGGUGAUCGUUGGCGCGGCCGUGGUGCUAAUCAGCUUCGUACUAGUAGGAUGGGAAGACUCGCACAAUAACGAGGAAGAGGACCUGCUCAUAGGAGGGCCGCUUCACCAGGAGCAAGAAGAGGGAGGCGUUCGACUAGAGGAGGAGCAUAUCCCAGACGA
Messenger RNA from Laetiporus sulphureus 93-53, 1345 nucleotides. RefSeq lists its product as uncharacterized. The annotation marks the transcript as partial. The transcript has 8 exons. NCBI's taxonomy places the organism in Eukaryota, Fungi, Basidiomycota, Agaricomycetes, Polyporales, Laetiporaceae. The record is from RefSeq and is a predicted model, not a curated record. Gene Ontology annotation, biological process: regulation of peptide transport. Gene Ontology annotation, cellular component: membrane.